Molecule: messenger RNA, 1021 nt
Organism: Colletotrichum navitas
Lineage: Eukaryota; Fungi; Ascomycota; Sordariomycetes; Glomerellales; Glomerellaceae
Exons: 2
Coding region: 447-944 (165 amino acids)
Source: RefSeq, a predicted model, not a curated record
CCACGACACCCACCAGUUCCGCAUGGUUACGGCCUAGGCGUAGGUCUUUCAUCCGGUAUUAGAACCAGUCACAUUGGACAUGGUAAACAUGACGGUCGCGGCAGUCAUGGUCCGAUGGAGCGCAACAUAGCUCGGUCAUAUUCUCAAGCUGGUCAAUGCCCGGCUCUAGUGCCUACAACAUUUGGUCACAUACCGAGUCCAUGAUAGAAGCCAUGAUAGCUGGUAUCGAUUGCCAACCAUACCUGCUUUCAAGGGUCUUGCGCUCGAGGUGGAACAACCAAGGGAGGAACGGAAACAAGGCACGAAAGCGCACAAGUCAAGCAUGCCUUUAGUGGAGAAUCGACGGCGAAGGAAACACAUAGUAUGGAUACAAGGACAAAAUAUUGUGCAAGAAUGGAUCACGGAGUGCAGCUGGGAAUAAUCCCCUCCAAGGACCUGGGCAGCACAUGUUACGGCCCGAUGAAACUCUGUUUGGCAGCCAGCGUCAACGCAGAGGAAAUUGUCUUCCAAAUGAGCAGGAGCAAUUAGCGAGCUGGCAAGUGCUGAUGCGUAAUGCCAACAGCAAUUCAGAGACUUCCAGAACGAUGCAGUCGCCGUGCAAUGGCACUCAACGUCAUACUAAAGAAUGCCAACAAGCCGAAUGUGACUAUGAAAGCUCAUGGUCUGUUGACCAGAAAGAACAGGCAAGGUUGAUGAUGUCGUCAUUCGUGCUUGCCAUUGGCAACCGGGGGUUAUGGUUUAUAGCAAACGUGUUUUGUGAGCCGGGGCCCAGGGUGUUGGAUAUGAGUGAACUACCUAGCAGCGCAGUGGGAGGUUUAGGUUCUCGUCCCAUCAGAGCAGGCUGGUCACGGUCAGCGUUGACGUUAGGGGUCACAGACGCUGCGCGGCGAAAUGCGGAUGUGAUUCGCUGCAGGCUUAGAGGGGAUAAUGUGAUUUGCGUAUGACGUUAGACUCAACAUCGGCGCUCGGAGGAUUCGGUGGUCAAUUGCGAGCGGGAGACAUGCGUUGGGACGAAAACGGG